AUGAACAAAUUCAGCUAAUUGGAUUUAUGAGAGAUGAGGUCGUAAUUAUGUAUUCAGAUAAAACUAAAAAAUUUUUUAAUUUUCAAAUUGUAGAAUCAAGUAAAGAUAUGAUAAACCUUAAAAGUGAGGAUGCUAAUAUGAUAAAAAAUGACUAUAAAGAGAAAGUUGAUGAAAUAUAUAAAGGAAAGAUAAACUAUGAAGCUGAAAAGGAAGUUGAUGAAAUGUAUAAAGAAGAUAUUGAAAGGCAAACCAGAUAG
This is a messenger RNA of Cetraspora pellucida, 257 nucleotides long. Lineage: Eukaryota; Fungi; Glomeromycota; Glomeromycetes; Diversisporales; Gigasporaceae. The record is from the annotation of a GenBank genome assembly.